This is a messenger RNA of Thunnus maccoyii (southern bluefin tuna), 2671 nucleotides long. RefSeq names its product leucine rich repeat containing 41 (gene lrrc41). Bases 131 to 2104 code for a protein of 657 amino acids. NCBI's taxonomy places the organism in Eukaryota, Metazoa, Chordata, Actinopteri, Scombriformes, Scombridae. The transcript is spliced from 10 exons. The record is from RefSeq and is a predicted model, not a curated record.
AAACAGUUGAGCAGCCGCUGUAUAUGAUUGACACUGAUGAUUGAAGCCAAUGUGCAGAGCAGUGCUGUGUCUGUAGCAUCAGUAACGAUGUCACCUCUUAUUUAAAGGAUACAAACAUAGACGCUUAACUAUGCAAGCAGACAAUAGAACCCCGAAGGAGAUAUGUCUGAAGAAGAUAUGUCUCCAGGCUGUCAGGAACAAUUUUGCUGCUGUGGGCACUGAGGCUGUUCUUGAUCUUCCAACGCCUCUCAUAGAGGAUCUUCUUCCUCAUCUGACUGUAUGCCAACUAGAUGAGCUCCAGCCUGCCCUAAAUCUCAAAGGAAUAUCAACUCACGCCGGAUGGAUUGGGAUCCUAGAAGAUAUGUGUGGAUGUGUGGACCAUAUAAUAGACUUGCUCACAGAAGAAGAAGCCAAACAUGAAGUUAUGAGAAUGCUUUUUACGGUCGUAUUCAAUGGCUUCACAAACCCCUUCGUGAGCAGAAACAUCACAAAUUUAAACACCCCAUCCUUCCUGUUGGCUGCAGCUAAAUGUAUCAAACAUUUUUUACUCUUUACUAGCUUGCAUAAGCCCCUUCAAAGUUUAACUGCUGAGCAGCGGCCUCUUCUGAACCUCUUAGAGAAGUGUAUCAGGAGUGUUGGUGUAUCGCAGUCUGCAGAUCUAUCAAAGAAGAAGACACAAACUGCGCUGUACGUCCUCCAUCGCCUGCUUGAUCAUGGGGUGGCUAAAGAACUUGUUGUACAUGUACAGUGUCCCAUCAUGCUGGCCUGGCUCCUACAUGGAAGGGGAUCUCAGUAUGUAAACGGCAAGCUGAAGAAACUAAUGCACAGCAAAACCACCAGCUGCGUUUCACAAGCUCCUUUAACCACUGCAGACGGGGCCAGCUGCAGUCCAGGUCUUGAGACCAGCACUUUGGAUGAUCAGGAUGAUCAAGUCACACCAUGCAAACGCUCAAAGCUAGAUCCCGUGUCUGUGGAGGGGGAGGAAUCUGGAAAAACAAACUUAACUGUGGACCCGCAGGUUCUCUGUCGAACCCUCACUCCCUGUGGUGGUAGUCCAGCAGAAGCCUGUCCAUGGGGGAAGAUUGAACGUCUGGAGAUCAGGCAGUGUGGGUCUGACUCCCUCACAGUGCUGAACUCUGCCCUGCUCACAUUUUACUGCCUUCGCUCUCUAACUCUUCACAGCUCAUCGAUCUUCAGUGUAUCGGAUGUGUUGGGCCUGGCCAGAGCCCUGAAGCAGCUGUCUGGAAGCUCUCGCAGCUCCCUCACUGAUCUGAGCAUCAGCGUCCUGCCAAACACUGAACUCAUGGACAUCCUGCUGGACACAAGCCGCAACUUGACGUCCCUGUGUGUGGAGUUCCAGACCAGUUUGUGGGAACCGCGUCUUAUUCCACAUCAGCCCCUGUCAGAGAUGUCAGCAGAGCUGCUCCUGGAGAAGCUGACAGUCAAAGUAGCUCAGGUCCAAACAGAUGUGAACUUUGUCACAUCUGUGCUGAGACGCUGUCCACAUCUCACCUCACUUCACGUAGCUGGGAUGAGACUACCAACUGGUUCCUCCCAAAGCCAGCUCCUCACCACUCUCUCAGAGUCAAACCAUCGCUUGACGAGACUCACCUUGGAGGACCUGAACCUGUCUGAUUGUCUCCCGGAGAUCCUAAACCUAGUGAGAGACUGCAAGUUGGAAGAGCUGCAGUUAAAUGACUGCCGCCUUCUUGAGAAGUGGAGUGACAAGCAGGAGGGUUUGCAGCAGCUGGUGGCUGCUCUGAAGACAGUGUCCUCUCUCCACACACUCAGCAUGGCUCAGAAUCGGCUGGCCAAGAAUGUGUGUGUGCUGGCAGAGCUGUUCUCAGGACCCUCACCAAGCUCAGUGAAACGGCUAGACAUCAGCUCCAACUUCAUCCAGGCAGCUGAGCUGCUGGAGUUCUCCAAGGCAUUGAGGACACAUUGUCCACCGCACCGACUGACCCUUGAUCUCAGGAAGAACCCAGGAGAUCGAGACCCUGACACAUGGAGCAGUGCACUGAGGGGGCUCUGGCCCCUCUGUGUUCUCCUGGUUGAAGGCUGGAAGUCAACAGACACAAUGGCAGACCACAUCAGCAACAUGUGAACAAAGUCUGCUCUGAGCAUCAGACACUGCCUGUAGGAGUAAAAGUUAGAACGUUUGUAAUUUUCUCUUCUCCAGCGUGGAGUGAUAGUGGUCAGUUUGAGUUCAGUUCAGACCGUUACAAUAGAUUCAGUGCAAACCACACCUGCAGCAUGAGCUGGUCUCCACUGUCCAUCUGAUGUGGUAUUGUUCUAAACAGUCAUAUUUUCAGCAGAAUAUGGCUAAAUACACCAAAUAACUUCCCUUUUGUCUGUAUUAUCAGUUGAAAGCAACAUGGAAGCAGUGUGAAAGUGUUCAGAUUACACUGAGUAUGGAUCAAUAGCAGAGAAGAGGAUUAAGCUGCAUGAGCUGUUCAUGAGAGAAAAACUAUCUGGAAUUUCACAAUUUAAAAUCUUUUUUUAUGCAAAGCUAAUGAGCAGGUGGGCUGUUUAACUAUGUCAUUAGUUGUGUCACACAUUCAGUUAGUUUCAUGAAUGUUACAUGACUUAAAUGUAAGACAUUGAAUUGUUCUGCUGUAUUAAGGCACAAUGGUGCAGUUGAAAAAUAAAGGAAAAUCCUUUGUUAGUUUGA